Molecule: messenger RNA, 1305 nt
Organism: Saccharomycodes ludwigii
Lineage: Eukaryota; Fungi; Ascomycota; Saccharomycetes; Saccharomycodales; Saccharomycodaceae
Gene: NPT1
Product: nicotinate phosphoribosyltransferase
Exons: 1
Coding region: 1-1305 (434 amino acids)
Biological process (GO): NAD+ biosynthetic process
Molecular function (GO): nicotinate phosphoribosyltransferase activity
Source: RefSeq, a predicted model, not a curated record
AUGCCAGCUAUUGAACAAGUUAUUACGUCUUUCUUAGAUACAGAUUUAUAUAAAUUAACGAUGCAUGCUGCAGUUUAUACAAAUUUCCCAGAUGCUGAAGUAGUUUAUAAAUACACCAAUAGAUCAUUUCAAUUAAAAUUUAACAGAGAAGCUAUCGAUUGGUUGCAAUUUCAAUUCAAAUCUUUAUCAACUUUAAAGUGUACCGAGGAAGAAUUAGCUUAUUUGUCCAAGGAAAUCCCAUAUUUACCUCAAAAAUAUUUAAAAUAUCUUGAAACUUUCCAUUUAACACCAGACAAACAAAUGAGCUUUAAUUAUCAUCAAGUGGAAGGCAAACCUCCCGGUCACUAUGAUUUAGAAAUUUUAAUCAAAGGUACCUGGAAAGAUACUAUCUUGUACGAGAUACCAGUAUUGAGUUUGGUUUCUGAAGCAUAUUUUCUUUUCGUUGAUGCUGAUUGGAAUUUAGAUGGACAAUUAGAAAAGAGUUAUGCCAAAACUUUGGAAUUGUUUAAUCAUAAUGUUGUUUUUAGUGAAUUUGGUACCAGACGUCGUAGGUCUUUUGAAACUCAUGACAUUGUUAUGCAAGGAAUAAUGAAGGCUGUUAAGGAAAUUCCUGAAAAGGGUUCUAACUUUUUGGGUACAUCAAAUGUUUUACUUGCCAAGAAAUAUGACGUCAAACCUAUUGGGACUGUUGCUCAUGAAUGGAUGAUGGGUAUUGCCGCUAUAACUGAUGAUUAUACCAAUGCUAACAAAAUGGCUAUGGACUCUUGGAUUAGCACAUUUGGGCCUAAAAAUGUUGGAUUGGCCUUAACUGAUACAUUUGGUACAGAUGCAUUUUUAAAAGUUUUUGUACCACCUUAUUCGGAUUACUAUAUUGGUGUUAGACAGGAUUCUGGAGAUCCAAUUAAAUAUACCGAAAAAAUUGCUCAUCAUUAUAUUGAUGUUUUGAAAUAUCCUAAAUUCUCUAAAACUAUUUGUUAUUCAGAUUCUUUAAACCCAAUUAAAGCAAUGGAAUACGCUAAAGUUGCUAAAGAGCAUGGCAUGAAAUCAACCUUUGGGAUUGGUACGAAUUUCACAAAUGAUUUCCAAAGGAAAUCAAACCUUCAAGUUAAAAGCGAGCCUUUAAAUAUUGUGAUUAAAUUAUUGGAAGUAAAUGGUAAUCAUGCCAUUAAAAUUAGUGAUAAUUUAGGUAAAAAUAUGGGUGAUCCAGAAACUGUGCGUAGAGUUAAGAAGGAAUUGGGUUACGUGGAACGUACCUGGGCGGGUGAUGAUGAAGCCCAUAGGUGGACAAAUGGUAGUAGCAAAUGA